GCCCCCUGUGCGACGACUUGGCUCAUUACCUUGGCUCCGUUAUUAUUCAGCCAAAGUACCGCCUUAUUAAGCUACCAAAUCUCCUUCCAGGGCGAGUCAUUGACCCGCCUCACCCUUGCAGUCAACUGCCAGUGGCUGAAAUAUUUCUGGAGUCUGCAGAGGGGGAACCGACGGGGGAGGGACAGACAGGCAGGCACAUUGUACGGACUAGAGGAAGAGAAUAAAAAAAAACGUGAAACUAGCUCCAUCCCGCGUGCCUUGCGUCAAGUUGAUACGUCAAUUCUUGGGUCGUUAACGGCACUCGCUGGUCCACCCUACAAGAUCUGA
Messenger RNA from Colletotrichum orchidophilum, 327 nucleotides. RefSeq lists its product as uncharacterized. The transcript has a single exon. The record is from RefSeq and is a predicted model, not a curated record. NCBI's taxonomy places the organism in Eukaryota, Fungi, Ascomycota, Sordariomycetes, Glomerellales, Glomerellaceae. The annotation marks the transcript as partial.